AUGGAGACCAAGACGAGGAUCACACUUGUCAGUAAAGAAGGCGUGCCCUUCAAUAUCACCGUUGAGGAGGCAAAAACAAGCGGGCUUUUGCGACGUAUGCUUUUGGACAGGGCUGUGAACUGCAGACAAGAUAUUUUGCAUCCUGCUGACGCACCAUCAACAGACGCCAAUUCUAAGCAACGCAUCAUAUGCUGCUGUUAUCGGUGCAACACCAAUCAUAGUGCACCACAUAUAGUUAUUCUGGAUCGAAUAUCGACACAUUUGCUUCAGAAGGUGUGUGAAUUUAUGGCAUACAAAGUUAAAACAGAAGAACUGAUAUCUACCACGAUGUCCUCCACAGCGCCAUCAAAGAUCCGAGACCUGUGUAAUAGAAUCGAUGGAUUUUCGAUUGGAGAAGAUUCGGGUGAAAUUUUAGACUUGCUUGUUGUUGCAGAUUAUUUGGACAUUUGA
Molecule: messenger RNA, 450 nt
Organism: Mitosporidium daphniae
Lineage: Eukaryota; Fungi; Microsporidia
Exons: 1
Coding region: 1-450 (149 amino acids)
Source: RefSeq, a predicted model, not a curated record